Cokeromyces recurvatus is the source of this 1932-nucleotide messenger RNA. RefSeq lists its product as uncharacterized. NCBI's taxonomy places the organism in Eukaryota, Fungi, Mucoromycota, Mucoromycetes, Mucorales, Mucoraceae. The record is from RefSeq and is a predicted model, not a curated record. The transcript is spliced from 2 exons. The coding region runs from base 232 to 1932 and encodes 566 amino acids.
GUGCUUUAAAAAUAAGACAGCCAAGGAAAUUUAGGACACUUAUUUAGGACAACUAUUUGGAAACAGGACAAGGAUAUUUGUAAGGGAACCUUUUUGUCCGGUCAACUUUUUCAGGUAAACUUUUUCAGGUAAACUUUUUCAAGUCAACUUUUUCAAGUCAACUAUUUAUGCAAAAAAAGAUUUUCACGCUAUAAAAAAAAAAAAGAAAAGUUUCUUCUUUCAAAAUUCAAAAUGGCUACGCCUAUAUUUUUAACACGAUGCCAUGUUUGCAAUGAUCAUGAUUUCUCCAGUAGGCGCAAAUGUAGAGAUCAUUAUAAAUUAAAGCACUCUAUAAUCAUUAAAACAGCAAAUCAAGGAAGACCACCCAAAGAAACAAAUUUGGAUUUCAUUGAAAAAGUGAAUUUCAAUUGUCCAGCAUGUUCAUGGUAUUUUAAGACAAUCAACGAACUUGGUAGCCAUAUCGAUUUACAUAUUAAAAAUCAAAAUUAUGCUGAAAACUCAAACUUCAAGGAAGACUCAGACUCAGACUCUAAAGACUCAGACUUUGAAGACUCUGAAAUGAAUAUGAACCAAGAAGACAUUGUUACUGUAUCAAAUUCUGUGCCAAUUUUCAAAUCCCAACCAGUUCUAAUGGUAAUGGAAGAUUAUAGACGCAACCAUGAUGAAGCCUUAUUACAUGCAUGUCAGCGAGCCAGUGAUUCUGAAGAAAACAAAAAUCUGGCAAGAUAUGCUUUAAAAAGUUUAAAAUUAGAACCUUUUUCCAUCAUAAACGAAGAUGGAGAAGAAGAAAACGCUCUCGCACAUGUCAAUGUCAUUACUAAGGCUUCACAAUCAAAAUCGUCAUCUAUUAUACCUAUUACUCCAAUGAAAAGAUCUGCAAACGAAAUGGAAAAAAUUACCUUAUUCUGCAACAAUUGUUCAAUAAUCAAUCCUGUACCUUUAUACAAAUCAUUAACAUCACACGCUCCAUAUCCUAAACUCUUUGAUACACGAAAUUACAUUGAAUUAUCUGAUGAUUUAUGCCAGCUUUUAAAUCAAGAUUGGAAACUCUCACCUCAAAUGAAGUUUGUUGCAGCACAGUUAUUGGCAGUCAAGUUAUUAUUGCAAACAUUGUCGAAGUUUAUGGUCGUAAAAAAAGCGUUGAUAUACACCGUGAGCCCUUUGGUACUAAAAAAACAAUCAACACUACCAACCUCGUUACCACCUCCUGUUGUGUCUAGAUAUGAUAAUGUUUACCCCGUCACCUUAAAUAGUCAACAUGGACCUAAACUUGUCAUUGGAACUCAAACAAUGAAUUAUUUGGUAACAUCCUUUGUCCGUUUGGACAAGGAAGAAAAACCAAGUGUGGGGGCUGUAUCAACAUCAUUCAAAUUGGAAAAAUUAGAAGAAUCUUUGUCAACAAGAAUUUACAUCGAUAAGUAUGUCCUCAACAAAGCCAUGAAAUUAGCAGAGAAUAAAGACGCUAAAGCUGUGACAAAUUAUAAUAUUUUAGACCAGUUAAGACAGGUAAGCACACAUUUUAAGUCACCUUCAACAUAUUAUUUGUGUCGUGCGUCUGGGUUUGUAACUAGAACGCAUCAGUGCCAACCGUACUCUAUCUUUACAUUAUCAAACUUUGAUCGUGGUCGAUGCCCCUCUGCCGAAAUAUUCUCAAGUAUUGCUGAUAACGUUUUGCAAUUAGGUGACAAGGGAAGAUUGCAUAAGAGCGUAGUGGAAAAUGGCUUGUCAAGUGGUAAUAAAGAAAUCGAAAAAGUCAUCAACGAAAUUCUCAAGCUUUAUGGCGAUAAUAGACAGUCUAUAAGUAUUAUUGGAAAUACUGAAUUGAAUCCUCUUUUGGAAAAAUUGGCUGCUUUUCACCAAUCCUACAUCAAUUCAGCAAAUGAUUCAGUAGCAAAGGCUAUUACCGACUCAUUUCAAUUAUUCAAAAAGUGA